Messenger RNA from Amaranthus tricolor (Joseph's coat), 965 nucleotides. RefSeq lists its product as uncharacterized. The coding region runs from base 104 to 490 and encodes 128 amino acids. The record is from RefSeq and is a predicted model, not a curated record. The transcript has 4 exons. Lineage: Eukaryota; Viridiplantae; Streptophyta; Magnoliopsida; Caryophyllales; Amaranthaceae.
CUAAGAUAAAAUAAACUCCUUUAAAAAAGUGCAUAAGGAAAGAUAGAGGAGUAAAGUCGAAACUAGGGUUUAAGAGACGAAGUGAAGGAAUUGGUAGACAAAUAUGGCGAAAUUUAACGAGGUGCAAAAACGGAGAAGAGCACAAAUUGCAGAGCGAAAGAGAGCCAUUCAUGGAGAUCCAAACUCCAAAAAGCUCAAGAAGCAGAAUCAACCUCAGUCUAUCUCCGGAAAGCGCAAACGCAAGCUUCUAAAAAAAUGGCGUCGGGAUCAAAAAGACGCCAUUGAGAAGGGUCUUGUUAAUUUGGAUGAUGUUGAUAUGGCUCCUGCUGAUGGUCCCAUAGAAUCCAAGAAAACUCUUUGCAAGUUUCACUUGAAGAAGAGUGCAAAGCUUAAAAUCAAACUAAAACACAAGAAGCACAAAGGUAAAGGUCAAGGUGAUACAUCUGAUCUUACUAUUGGAACUGCAACUGUGGACACCAUGGUUGAAUAAGGUUUAGAAAAAUGAUGUACGGCUUACUGUCUUUCACAGGGGAAGCGCCUGCAUAAAUUUUGUUUAGAUUGAAUUUUAUGGUAUUACUGUAUUUCACAUGUAAUCUCUUCUAAGUUUGUCUCUUUUUUUUCAAGCUUUCAGAUUAAAUGAAUAUCUUGGUGAAAAAAUAGUAGAUUGCAAAAUUAAUCAAUCUAGUAAUUUAGGCAAUUGAUGCUCUUCAUUUUCCUCCACCAUUUCAAUUCCUUCUAUUGUUAAGGAUGUGAAGGGAGAGUAUUAAAACCUUGUCACAUUGUGUAGAAGAAUAUGGAAGGUGAAAUGGUUUUGUGGUAAGUGUAAACUUUAAACUCCUUACGUACUUUUGAAUAUGCACUAUAAAAUUCAAAUAUGUGAUUUUUUUUUUUUUUUUUGAUUUUAUGGAUACUGCUCUUUAUUCCAAUGGGAGAGGUGAUGUAUAGUCUAAAGGGAUUUGAUUAAC